Molecule: messenger RNA, 1177 nt
Organism: Hyaloscypha bicolor E
Lineage: Eukaryota; Fungi; Ascomycota; Leotiomycetes; Helotiales; Hyaloscyphaceae
Product: PRP38-domain-containing protein
Exons: 1
Coding region: 214-981 (255 amino acids)
Cellular component (GO): precatalytic spliceosome
Source: RefSeq, a predicted model, not a curated record
CGCGAAAACAUCAACCUCGAGGGGAAGCCAAUCCCACAACGACAUAAAUUCUACAAAGACGUCAAACCUAUAAAUUUAUUAGACUCGCCCAGAUACCAAGCCCCUGAGGACAUCACAACCGCAGCCACGACUCCACAUCGAUCCUCAUCCGCCCCUAAAUCGAAUCCCAAGACACUAUUCCACGAUCCUUGAGAGUAGGAAUUCCUCACAAACAUGGCAAACCACCGCGCAGACGAAAAGCGCUUCCUCGACGAACGCGGCUCCUCUGGCCCCCUUGCGCCAAACGGUCUCAACCCCGCCACAAUAAUGGAGAAGCCGGUCCGCGAGCGCAUAAUCGACUGCUACUUCUGGAAAGACCAAUGCUUCGGUGUCAACGAGUCGGACAUCGUAUCCCGCGUCGUCGAACACGUUCACUUCAUCGGUGGCACAUACGGUGAUGCUCAGAGGCCGAGCCCGUUUUUGUGUUUGGCGUUUAAGCUGCUACAGUUGGGGCCGAGUGAUGAGAUAUUGGAGGAGUAUUUGGGGUAUGGAGGGGAGAAAUUCAAGUAUUUGAGAGCACUGGCGUGCUUUUAUGUUAGGUUGACGAGGCAGGCGAAGGAUGUUUAUCGUUUGCUGGAGGGAUAUCUUGGGGAUUAUCGGAAGCUGAAGAGGAAAGGUAGGAUGGGGAGUAGUUUGACGUAUAUGGAUGCUUUUGUGGAUGAUUUGUUGGUUAAGGAGAGGGUGUGCGGUACGACGUUGUGGAAGAUGCCAAAGAGGGAGGUAUUGGAGGAUUUGGAUGUGCUAGAGCCGAGGGUUAGUCCUUUGGGAGAUAUUGAGGAUUUGUUGGAGAGUGAGCCCGAGGAGGUGGAAGAGGAGAAUGGGAGGAGUGAGGAUAAUGAAGGAGGUGGGAGAGGGAGUCCGGGGUCGGAGUUUGGGGAGGUCACGCCGGAGAUGGAUGAGAUGGAUGUUGAUCGAGAAAAGGAGACUGAAAAUGGGGAUUGAUGUAGUUGUUCUUGGGAGCGUGGCGUUUGUCCAAAGAAGGCAGGAAUCUUAGAGAUAUACCCUUUCUGCGUCGCCUCUUUGCCGUUAAAUCAUGCGUCUCAUUUCGACGAGGCCCUGAAGAUUUAGAGGCUUGUCCCAUUCGCUGUCCUGAACGUAUGUACAAAAUUUCUGAAAUCACCGUUGUCAAGAUCCGAAA